CCCGGCCCCGCCGCCGCCCCGCAGCCCCACAGCCCCGGCCGCGCCCAGCCCGGUGAGGACAGCACCAGGAGGCGGCCCCGAGCGCGGCCACAAAGACCCCCGGCAGCGUCUCUCCGCGGACCGGUUCCACUUUAACUCCAUCAUGUCCUUCGGCAGAGACAUGGAGCUGGAGCACUUUGACGAGCGGGAUAAGGCUCAGAGAUACAGCAGAGGGUCGCGGGUGAACGGGCUGCCCAGCCCAACGCACAGCGCUCACUGCAGCUUCUACCGAACCCGCACACUGCAGACCCUCAGCUCUGAGAAGAAGGCCAAGAAAGUUCGUUUCUAUCGAAACGGAGAUAGAUACUUCAAAGGGAUUGUGUAUGCCAUCUCCCCAGACCGCUUCCGAUCUUUUGAGGCCCUGCUGGCUGAUUUGACCCGAACUCUAUCGGAUAACGUGAAUUUGCCCCAGGGAGUGAGGACGAUCUACACCAUCGAUGGGCUCAAGAAGAUUUCCAGCCUGGACCAAUUAGUGGAAGGAGAGAGCUAUGUGUGUGGGUCAAUAGAGCCCUUCAAGAAACUGGAGUACACCAAGAACGUGAAUCCCAACUGGUCCGUGAAUGUCAAGACCACCUCGGCUUCCCGGGCAGUGUCUUCACUGGCCACUGCCAAAGGGAGCCCAUCAGAGGUGCGGGAGAAUAAGGAUUUCAUCCGGCCCAAGCUGGUCACCAUCAUCCGAAGUGGGGUGAAGCCACGGAAAGCUGUCAGGAUUCUGCUGAACAAGAAAACCGCUCAUUCCUUUGAGCAGGUUCUCACUGACAUCACCGAUGCCAUCAAGCUGGACUCGGGAGUGGUGAAACGCCUGUACACCCUGGACGGGAAACAGGUGAUGUGCCUUCAGGACUUUUUUGGUGACGAUGACAUUUUUAUUGCAUGUGGACCGGAGAAGUUCCGUUACCAGGAUGAUUUCUUGCUAGAUGAAAGUGAAUGUCGAGUGGUGAAGUCCACUUCCUACACCAAAAUAGCUUCAUCAUCCCGCAGGAGCACCACCAAGAGCCCAGGACCUUCCAGGCGCAGCAAAUCCCCUGCCUCAACCAGCUCAGUUAAUGGAACCCCUGGUAGUCAGCUGUCUACUCCACGCUCGGGCAAGUCGCCAAGCCCAUCACCCACCAGCCCGGGAAGCCUGCGGAAGCAGAGGAGCUCUCAACAUGGAGGCUCCUCUACUUCCCUGGCAUCCACCAAAGUCUGCAGCUCAAUGGACGAGAACGAUGGACCUGGAGAAGGUGAAGUGUCGGAGGAAGGCUUCCAGAUUCCAGCCACAAUAACAGAACGAUACAAAGUCGGAAGGACAAUAGGGGAUGGAAAUUUUGCUGUUGUCAAGGAAUGUGUAGAAAGGUCAACGGCUAGGGAGUAUGCUCUGAAAAUCAUCAAGAAAAGCAAAUGUCGAGGCAAAGAGCACAUGAUCCAGAACGAGGUGUCUAUUUUAAGAAGAGUGAAACAUCCCAAUAUUGUUCUUCUAAUCGAAGAGAUGGAUGUGCCAACAGAACUGUAUCUUGUCAUGGAGUUAGUAAAGGGAGGAGACCUCUUUGACGCCAUUACUUCAACCAACAAAUACACGGAGCGAGACGCCAGCGGGAUGCUAUACAACCUGGCCAGCGCCAUCAAGUACCUGCAUAGCCUGAACAUCGUGCACCGGGACAUCAAGCCAGAGAACCUCCUGGUAUACGAACACCAAGACGGCAGCAAAUCGCUGAAGCUGGGUGACUUUGGACUGGCCACCAUUGUAGACGGCCCCCUGUACACGGUCUGUGGCACCCCAACAUACGUGGCUCCAGAAAUCAUCGCUGAAACUGGAUAUGGCCUCAAGGUGGACAUCUGGGCAGCUGGUGUAAUCACUUACAUCCUGCUGUGCGGUUUCCCUCCGUUCCGUGGAAGCGGUGAUGACCAGGAGGUGCUUUUCGAUCAGAUUUUGAUGGGGCAAGUGGACUUUCCCUCUCCAUACUGGGAUAACGUUUCUGAUUCGGCGAAGGAGCUCAUCACCAUGAUGCUGUUGGUCGAUGUCGAUCAGCGAUUUUCAGCUGUGCAGGUCUUGGAGCACCCCUGGGUUAACGAUGACGGCCUCCCUGAAAAUGAACAUCAGCUGUCAGUAGCUGGAAAGAUAAAGAAGCAUUUCAACACAGGCCCCAAGCCGAACAGCACGGCAGCUGGAGUUUCUGUCAUAGCAACCACCGCUCUUGAUAAGGAGAGGCAGGUUUUCCGACGAAGACGCAACCAGGAUGUGAGGAGCCGGUACAAGGCCCAGCCAGCUCCGUCUGAACUCAACUCGGAAUCAGAAGACUACUCCCCGAGCUCAUCUGAGACUGUUCGCUCCCCAAACUCGCCCUUUUAAUAAGACCCUUUUACUCGAAGUCCUAGCUUAACCCUUUGAGACUCUGAGGUUGUUUUCCAAAUUUAUGUGAAACAGUUUCAUCUGCUCUAUCUAGCACUCAGUGCUUGAAUGGCAGAACAGAAAGUGUGUUUUCUGGUAUCUUUGUAGUGAUUUCUCUUUGCUGAACGAGAUGACCACAUGGUGUUUGCGAAGAUGGCAACUUGCUGCUAAUAGGGUCCUCAAAGGGUUAAGGCUAAUUUGCAACUUUUUUAAACAUAGAAGCAAUGAAUGUGUUCGUCAGUCAAACUAGGAUCUGCAGUAUUGUAAUAUCGCACGUUAACCCUCUGAGUGCAUAGGAUUUUAUGGAGAACCCCUGGGGAAGUUUUCAGGCCUUUGGAUGUAUACACACACGCUUCUUGAUUUUGCUGCAGAUCAAGGAUGUUCUUAGAUGCUGAGAUGUCCAGACAAGAAGGACAUCUAGAACGAUAGCUCGCUUGUCGUUUUUUUGUGGGUUUAGAAUCUAGCAGGCUUAUAACUUAGACAUAAGACCUCUCUUCUUCACAAAUCCCAUUUUGAAAGGGACUUUUUUCACUAGAGGUAUGACUGUCCGCGGCCGCGAGUCCUGCAUCCCGAGUGGAGGCGACUGGGUCUGUGGCCAACGGCCUGACCCAGGAAAGAGCUGGCGCCCCCUCCCCCACAUCGCCUCCACAUGAAGAUGGGCUGACGACGCCCCAGAAAUGCUGCUUCCACAUCAGUUGCUGCUAGUGACAGCGCAGACCCUCGGAAGUCACCAUACUUUGUCUUGUGCGUGGUGAGUGAGGGUCUGCCUGCUCAGUAUGAGACAUCUAUAGAAAACAACAACAACAACAACAACAACUGGGGGAAAAGAGCAAUAAAUUGCCAGGUGCUCUAUAGGGCUGGGAUUUCAAACAGAAAGAGGAAACAAGAUCCUGUUCCUUUUCUCACCUGCUUUUUGCGCACUGCAGUCUUCAGCGUGAAAUCCAUGUAGAGUACAGAGGGGUGCUGGGGCACAGGGAACUAGAGGCAAGUGCUUUGCAAGGUGACUGAGGAGAAAGCGCAAGGGAAGGCACACUCCAGAAUGUUCUAAAAGUGGGUUUUAAGGAAAUAAACCAUCGGUAAGAGAAUUACAUGUGCACCUUUAGAUUACUUAUGUACAACCUCCCCGGAAGAACAGGAUGGAAGACCUAGAAGAUGCCCCUGAGAAUAAAACUUAUGUUCCCUAAGAUGACCUUUUGAUAUGACUGCCUUUAGCUGUCCAGAGAGACAUGUUUUUCUCCCUUUGGGCCAAGUCCUGUCUGAGACCCGUGUUUUCACUCCUGUUACCAAACCUUCCUGCCUAGUCCUGAAUCCCCAGUGAAUUUCUUCUGGAAUGGUGUCCCAUUUCAGAAAGAGGGCCUGUCGCCUCCAGUGUGUCCUGCUGGGCUUAGAGAAGAGGCUGGUCGUGACGUCUUGGAGACAAGGUCCGACCCAAAUGUCCUGCUAAGGUUUGCUCAGUUCUCUGACCCAGGAGACAACCAGUGAGUGAUGUCUCAUGAAAUUUGCAUCUGGACAGCCGAACAGCACUCACGGUCUCUGUUUUAAAUAUACUUAGGUAUCUGACAGUCUUCAAAUUUGUAUAGUCAGGUCUUUAUUUUUGAAUACAUGUUGGUCUUUAAUCACUGUUUUUCACUCUUCAACUCAUAAACUUUGGUCUCUAUCAAUACACAUUUUAAAAAUCCCGACAUCUCAUGGCUUUUGCGACAGAGUUUCCCUGGUUUUUUGUUUUGUGUGUGUGUGUGUGUGUGUGUGUUUUUUUUUUUUUUGCUCUUCCACAUUUUGGUUUGUCCUUUUGGUCUGUGUUGUCCUGACAUGUAAACAGUAGAUCAUUUAUUCAGAGGUUUCCUCGUUUCAGAGAGUUCUGUAAUGGUAGCACAUAACAUCAUGAAGUAGCACAAAUCAGCUGGGUUUUUUGGCGGGAGGGGGAGGGCAGAACACCAAGAAGGGGGUUGGUGUGUAGUUAGAUUUCAUGUUGGUAAAACACCUUGAACCAGUCAGAAAUUACUGCUUUCUCUAGAACUACGAAGCAAAGCACUGUUCUAAGACUAAGGAGUGGCUCUGUCGCUUGGCCUCAACUUUAAAUGUGUGACUACAAAGAAUCCUAUGGGCAGAGACCUACCUGCCAGUAGCUUGUCACUUUCCUUUCUUUUCGCCGAAUUACUGUCUUUCCUGUGGGCAUUACGUACAUUGCUACAGCAUCUAUGUACCGAACUUCUAGUGCACAGCUCAGGCCUUUUUCCAUCUGAGUCUAGGGGGACCGCGGACCCUGUAAAGUUGGGGAGUGUUUCCCAGCACACCGCAGAGGGACAUUCAGCAUGGGAUCCCAGCGUAUCGUAUCGCUGUAGAAUUUGAGUGAUCUGUGCUGAAUAAACAGUGGAAUGUGACCUGUCAAGUAGAAAUAUUGAGUAAUCAGAUGGAAUGCAAUCUUUAGCAUGAAGCUAUUGAGAUUCUGAAUGUCAGAGAUGUACUCAGAGGGUUAACAGACAAGCACAAGGCAUGCUGAUUACAUUGGUGUAUCCAGACUGCUCUGCUUUUUAGCCAGUGCUUUCUAAUUUUUUUCACAACAUUCUUGGGAUAGUUCAAGUUUGAAAUAAUUAAGUGGUGGUGUUCUUUAAGGAAUUUCUAUAACCAAAUUGAUCUUAUUUUUUAUUUCACUUUAUCAUAGAAUAAAUUAUGUACCAUUAUGGCAGUGUAUCUCUGUAACUAUCGAUUUCAUCAUUGCCACAGUGUUUCCAUAUUUUUUUUCCUAAGUAUUUAAUAUAGCUCUUAUGGUGGUGGCCUGGUGAUGGGGACUGUCUUUCCUUUAUUGAUACAUGACCAACCAGAUGGUAUUUUCAAGGGAAUUUUUAGAUUCAUCAUUUCAGUUGGAUAGUAGACUUACUAAAGAAGAACUCCUUCAUGACUUGCAUCGUGUAAAUCAUCUCUGUAGAUGAGAACUGUUCUUAUUGAUGAACACAUUUUUUUCUCGGCAUUGUAGCAGAAAUCAUUUUCUUCGUCAUAAUCGAUGAAUAUGCGAUUUGCUCCACAUCAUUAGAAGGAAAACUAAGGUUUCAGUCACUGAAAAUGUUUUUACCGUAGCCCCCAUCUAACUUACACGUGGUGCAUAUAAAAAUAAGCAGAGAAAACAAAAUACAAAUAAACUGCUGAAAACACUUGGUGUUUUGUAUUCAGUGAGCCCCUCCUGCAACGCUUAGCACCCCCGUGGGUGGUGGUUAACAGGCCCGUCAGAUAUUGUUGAAAGAAAGCAAUAUAUCCAUGAAUGAAGGCUAAAAUUGCAAUCCUUUACCCUUUGAGGCAUAUUUCAGUUGGAAAAAAAAAAAAAGAAGAAGAAGAAAAAUUGGUUUAGCUUAGAGGGUCAUGGAGCUACCCUAUGACCAAGGCUCGUGCACAUUAAAUCACCAUUGUUUGCUGGCCAGCGGUACCCAUUAGACAGCUCUGUUCCCUGCGCUGAACUGCGAUUGUGCUUGAGGGACAGCUUUCCUAAUGUUAUUGUGUUGCCUGCCAGCCCUUCUCAGGGUAAGGAUCUGUCAGCAUUUCCAUGAUAAACUUCUGUUUUCAAAGGUUUUUAAUUUGACCAUAAAAAGGUGCCCCGGGCUGAAGUUUGCUAUAUAGGGCCUGUACCAAAGAGUGUGAAGGUUCACUUCCUUCUCUUUUCUGCCCAAUUCUCCCUAGAAAAGGGCAGCAGCACAACAAAUUUGGUGUGUCCCCUUCUUCACUGUAAUUGCGGAACUGUGGAAAGCACCAAGAUCCAAGGUGGUAGUUUCAGUGUAAUGAUUCAUUUGGAUGUGGGUUUGAAAAAAAACACGAGUGAGUCACCUGGCAUAUACUGUAGAUAGCAUAUCUUUUCUAUAAUUUGUAAAUUGUUAAUUUUUUAAACUGCUACAUGAUCUUUUCUUUUCUUUUCUUUUUUUUGUCCAAAGAUCUUUAAGAAACUUGAAGUUGGUCAUUUCAAAGGUUAGCCUUUCCUGCGUGUUGUCUGCCAUUUCCAUUAGGAGUUUGGGAAAAAUCCUCUCAGACUGACCCUUACUUUGCAUGUGGUGAUAGAGGGUCAGAUAAACACUUCUUCUGGAGAUACGGAUUUCUUUAUUUAAUCAUCAGGUUUCAGGAAGCCAUUCAUGUCUGUUGGGAAAAAUGGUGAUUAAAAGCACUUCCAAAACUAACAUUUUUGUCAAUUCAGAUGUGAAAAGAGCAUAAAUUAUCACACUUUACAUGUUUUCUUUUGUUUGUUUAAAGGCAAAUAAAUCAAGAAAACUUGAAGACACUAAACAUUUGAUUACUCCAAAUGUGCUUUAAAAUUGGCUCAAUGGUGCUUAUACAUAAAACAGUAACAAAUGGGGUUCCUAGGACUGUCAGAAGGAGUCUUUAAUUUGUGUGUAAUUACAUACUGAGGAGGAGGUGCUUUUAACCCCGUCUUUUAUUUUUUAAUCAUCUCAAAUAUGCAACCAUCCAUCCAGUAACAUUAAGGGUCAUAAACUGGUGAGAAAAAGGAAAUUCAAUGUAGAGGCUUAGAAUGCCUCUGGUUAGGGUGGGCUUUUCUCCCCUCUUCAGUUUUGAUGUUAUUGUUGAUGGGCGUCAACACUGAAGCUGCCGUGAUCAUUUUUCAGUGAUCGAGCUUUUAACUGGCAGGUGUUUUGAUCAUGAGGUUUGCAGUAUCUUGCCCUUGGAGACAAGUGAGAAACCUAGAUUCCUUCUUUUUCCCUAAAGGAAGAGUGAUCUCUAUAAUUAAACUAUACCUGUAAAUUGCCUCAACGUUCUUUUUUGGUCAACCGAAAUGAGACCCUUAAUGUUGCUUAAAUGUAAAAUUGUAUAUUUUUGUCUGUGAUAUACUUUAUUAAUUUAAAGUAAAUAAUAGUUCUAAAAGCCUUCACCGUCGGUAUUAAGAGAAAGUAGGAUUUUAAAAGUGAUGAUAAAGAUACUAUAAUGUCAAUUCAUUCCAGUCCAAUCGAAUGUGGUAAGAAAAAGACCUUAAAUAUUUCUCUAGGGACAAUUUCUCACUUGCCAUUGACAUUAAUCUUCGAUGUAAGCUCAGAAAAAAUAAAAAGAAAUUGAAACUGGUCCAAGGUUAGAGUCAUAUCCUUGAUAACUAUUUUUUUUAUUUUAUUAGGAAAUUAAUAAUAGCCUUUUUCAUUCUGGCUGAAAGAAAAUUAUUAAAGGAUUAGUUGAGUGUGAAAUUAAAUAGUAUUUUGCUCAUGCAUACUAAAAAGAUGGGCUAGGUACUUGAUGCGUUUAAACAAGUUUCUGAAAGGUUUCAAUUUGGUGCGAGGGAAAAAAAUUCAAUGUUUCCUUUGAAAAUACUGAAUUUAUCAAUGGCUGCAUGGAUCAGAUGGCAUAGGUUAAUCUUUGAUUUUCAGAAUCUUAAUGAAGUAACUUUCAAACAAUUUGUAUCCACGAUUAAAGCUGGAAUGAGAUCCAAUUUUUUCCCCUAAUCUCUCAGUUUAAGCUAAUAAAUGUAGGUUAAUGUGGAAUGAAAUCAUCUGUGAUAUAUUAUGUUUAUUUAUCAACUGAGCUUUUUUGAUGUUGCCUGUUUUUAUGUAAAACAUGUUCUUAAAGUUAAUAAAAUAAUAGUACUUGGUGUAUGAA
Neogale vison (American mink) is the source of this 7984-nucleotide messenger RNA. RefSeq names its product doublecortin like kinase 1 (gene DCLK1). Gene Ontology annotation, cellular component: axoneme; neuron projection. The coding region runs from base 143 to 2368 and encodes 741 amino acids. Lineage: Eukaryota; Metazoa; Chordata; Mammalia; Carnivora; Mustelidae. The transcript has 17 exons. The record is from RefSeq and is a predicted model, not a curated record. Gene Ontology annotation, molecular function: microtubule binding; ATP binding; protein kinase activity. Gene Ontology annotation, biological process: neuron migration; intracellular signal transduction; photoreceptor cell development.